Drosophila willistoni is the source of this 895-nucleotide messenger RNA. Its product is annotated as dynein axonemal heavy chain 2-like. The record is from RefSeq and is a predicted model, not a curated record. NCBI's taxonomy places the organism in Eukaryota, Metazoa, Arthropoda, Insecta, Diptera, Drosophilidae. The transcript is spliced from 3 exons. The coding region runs from base 26 to 889 and encodes 287 amino acids.
UAAUAAUAAUAAAAUUUUUCGAGAAAUGAGAAAUUCUCCAAGAGGUAAUGGAUCGCCCAAAACAUAUCGCGAAGAUUACGAUUACUAUUAUAGACGAAAUACAGUACCUGUAACUCUUGACAAUAUGGAACUAACAGAAUUGGUUAAAAGCGUUCAGCGAAUGACCGUUUUAUAUUCACUUGAUCAAUGUGAUUGGAACGAAAACGUCAUAGAAAUUAUCAAGUUGUGGUUGCUGAAAGUAACUGAAUCAACGCUUACAAUAUUCUACGAUUGCAAUAUAUUAACUGCUUGUCUCGGUUUUCCCGUCGCUCCUGUUAUUGACUUGUCAUAUUUCGUCCGCCAGUCGCAUCAAGCAUUUACGGUAGAGUCCUUUCAUGAGUGCAUCAAUUUUGGAACUAUACACGACGAUGUGGAUGGAACACAUCUUCGUAUAUUAGAGCUUGUUUAUGCGCCUGUUUUUAAAAGCUAUUCAGAAUGGGGCGAUAAUGUGAAACAACGUUUUUGCAAGUCUUUAGAUCGAUAUUUAUCCUUUAUUACCAGAAUAUAUUUUAGAAUGUCAGGCAUGACCGUACUCUAUGUGCCGUAUGUGGUUCAUCAAAUAGUGCGAGAAAACAUAUACGAUCGAGAAUUUGUCAAAAAUUUAGAAGCUAUCGCAGUUUCAUGGGCUACUCAAAUAAGGUCGCUUUUAAAUGAUAAGACCUUGACAGUGCCAAGUGAGUUUGUAGCAGUGGAUGAUGAAUAUGAAUUCUGGCUAUAUCGAUUGGUGGGGGAAGUGUAUGAGAUGUGUACAGUAGAUCGGGUCAAUUUCUAUGGAUUCGGAUUUUAUAAAGAGUUCUUAUAUAUUAUCACAAAGAAUGAAAAAUCGAUGCCCAAAAUAAAAAAUUACUAGCCCGUG